Molecule: messenger RNA, 1610 nt
Organism: Pleuronectes platessa (European plaice)
Lineage: Eukaryota; Metazoa; Chordata; Actinopteri; Pleuronectiformes; Pleuronectidae
Product: homeodomain-interacting protein kinase 1-like
Exons: 10
Coding region: 1-1302 (433 amino acids)
Biological process (GO): peptidyl-threonine phosphorylation; peptidyl-serine phosphorylation
Cellular component (GO): cytoplasm; nucleus
Molecular function (GO): protein serine/threonine kinase activity; ATP binding; protein tyrosine kinase activity
Source: RefSeq, a predicted model, not a curated record
AUGGAUUGUGACUCCACUGAUAUUCCAGCAACUUUAACAAGAGCAGCUGAAGAAAAGAAAAAGGGAUAUAAGAAGAAGCUUCAAGACCGGAUCCCAAAGGACAGUCCCUCAACCACCAAGACUGCAACUGUACAGGCAAUCAGGGAGAUACCUUCAGAUCUCUUAAAGAAACCAGUGGAAACUAAAACUGUUUCGAAAACAGAUGGAGAACCAAGCUCCAUCUCAAGUGUGAAAGAUCACCAGCCUAAAUAUUCCAUCACUGUGUCUCACAACAGUGAGUUAAAUAUCAGUGAAGGAGACCUGAUCCCCUCCCCCACAACACAAUACCUUGCACAAAAAUACCUUGGCAACGGCGCGUAUGGAAUGGUCAUCCAAUGCAGGAAUGUGACCACCGGAGAGACGGUGGCUCUAAAAAUCAUCGAAAGCCUCUGGGACAUUGACUAUGCACAAGUAGAGGAGGUCAUCCUUCAAAACAUGAAGAAGCUGAACUCAGACAGGUUCAACAUCGUCAGAUUGUACGAGUCCUUCUUCUACAAGGAACACUACUGUCUUGUGUUUGAGCUCCUGGAUAUGGAUCUGCAGAAAUUCAAACGGAUCAGCCCGGGUCAACACCUUCAGCUGAAGCAGAUUCGCCCCAUUCUGCAGCAGCUAGCUACAGCCUUGGACUUUUUGAACAGCACAGGGAUCAUUCAUGCAGAUUUGAAGCCAGAUAACAUCAUGCUGGUGGAUCAUGUCAGGCAGCCACUGAAAGUUAAAGUUAUUGACUUUGGCAUAUCCUUCGAUGAUCCUGAGGAAAUGCUCGGUCAAAACGUCCAGACCUUGUGGUACAGGGCUCCUGAGAUUCUGUAUCAAGAUCAUUUCAGCGGGAAAAUCGACGUAUGGUCUCUCGGCUGCAUUGCUGCUGAGCUGUCGAUGGGCAAACCGCUGUUCCGUUCCAAGGAUGAGGAUGAUUUGAUGGGGAAAAUUGCAGUUGCACAAAGAGAUCCACGGCAUGAAGGAAACCUCCUUCCACAUGCGUUCUGGCCAAGAUCUUGGAUGGAAGGCAGAUUUAUGGGGGAUCAUCCUGUCUGGUUUCAAGACGUCCAAGCUGAAUUUUGUGACCUGCAGUGCUUCAUGGACCUAAUGACUCAGAUGCUGAUGAUGAGUCAGUAUAAAAGAAUUACCCCCGGCAGAAUUCUCCAGCAUCCAUUCAUCACCAUGAGCCACCUUCAAGGCUCAUACAAAAACAGCCUCUAUUUGAAGUCAUGCAAGGAUCUGAUGGACAUCUGCCAGGAUCAGAGCUCUGAGGAUGGAGGACAUUGAGACCAGGUGAUCCUGCAAAUGUUCCUGAAGGAGGACUCCUCCAGCAGCACUGCCAGCCCAGCCAAGGAGGGCAGCAAAGUGAAUGCAAAGUCUGGCAACAGACCAGAAGACUCCCAAGCCAAGGUCAGAAGGAGUGAACGACUGGCAGCCACUUGAAAGGGCACAAGUGGGAAAACAGGCCCAAACCAGUCCAAGAGGAUGAGAGAGAGGCAUGAUCCCUCAUCCAAUGGCAACCCCUCAAGAAAGAAGAGACACAUGGGCCCUGCUGGAAUGAGAGACUCCCAAGCCAAAGUCAGAAGGAGGGAACG